UGUGGGUGGGAGCGGGGCUGGGGCGACGCGAGGGGAAGGCGGGCGGGCAGAGCGGGCGGGCGAGCGUGUCUGCGCGCCGCAGCCCGGCAGGGAUGCGGCAUGGCCGUGGGCUCCGUGAAGAUGCCGUCGCCGUGUGAGGGCGCGGAGCUGACUCGCAGCUGGAGCCCCGGCGGCGGAGCCCACGAGCCGCCGCCGCCGGUGCAGCUGCGGCAGAAGCUGCGGGAGCUACCGGCGCUGCUGCGGAGCGGGCUGACGCUGCGGAGGAAAAGCGCCGCCGCCGCCGGCCGGACCCUGUCCAGAAGAAUUUCAAAUCCUUAUUUGGAAACUCCUGCAAACAAGAUUUAUGGAGAAAGUUCAUCCUGUGCUGGAAGAGCUCUCAGGAAUAUUUUUACCCUACAAGCGUCUGACCUGAUUAAAGACAGGGUGUACCUUACUGGCAUUUGCAGGAGAAGCUGUGUUGGAUCGGAACUGGUAGACUGGCUUUUGGAGCAGUGCCCUUUUGUUAAGUGCAGGUCUACAGCAGCUGGAGUGUGGCAGCUCCUCCUGGAUAUGGGCAUUAUAUUAUCAGUGGACAGACAACUCUAUUUUCAAGACACUCAUGCUUUCUACCAGUUCUCAGCGGAUGAAUGUACCUACCUUUUCUGUGAAUUUGAGAAAGAGGAGGGAUGGAAGAAUGGAGUAAAGCUCCUACUUCAACUACUGCCGUUGUCUCCUCCCAGGAUUGACAUGUGCAAUCUGCCUGAUCAAAAAAUAGAAGAUACGGCAGAAACCAAUGCUGAAAUUCUUGCUCGUCUUACUUCUGCGGUACAGAGAGAACUGGCUGCUGUCAUUGCUUUGAAAGCAAGGAAAUCAGCAAUUCAUCAAAAUGAAGAAAACAGCAGUCUAGAAGUAAGAGGACUAGAAGAGCUCAAGGAUACCUCUGAUGCUCAGGCAGGGGUUUUGUGCAAGCUUCAGGGAAGAGAUGACAUCGGACGGAUUGAGCUGGUCCAGAAGCUGGCGAGAGAAAACUGCCAGUUUUUGCAGACGGAUAGAAAACCGGCGGAGAAGGCAGAACAAGCGGACGAUGGAGGCGGCGGCGAGCGGGCGCGGGAGGAGGCCGGCGCAGCGCUGGUGCUGCGGAAGGUGUGGUCACGCAGCCCGGCCCCCGAGCGGCGCGGGAGAUACGUGGUGGUGUCGGGGACACCGGAGAAGAUUUUGGAGCAUCUCCUCAGCGACCUGCACCUGGAAGCCGCCCAGGACAAAGAGACGGAAACUCUCCUGGAUGACUUCCUUCUCACGUACACAGUCUUCAUGACGACUGAUGACUUGUGCCAGGCACUUCUGAGGCACUAUUGUGCUAAGAACCACCAAGGGAAAGAAGAUGACUCUGAUGUGUCCUGUAGGAAACGAAAAGUCUUGCAUUUGGUGUCUCAGUGGACUUCUCUCUACAAAGACUGGUUACACGAAGAUGAGCAUUUAAAACAAUUUUUAAAGACAAUAUACAGAAAUGUGUUAGAUGACGUGUAUGAAUAUCCCAUUCUUGAGAAGGAACUGAAAGAAUUUCAGAAGAUACUUGGGAUGCAUCGUCGUCACACUGUAGAGGAGUAUUCACCUCACCGAAAGAAUAAAACCUUUUUCCACCAGUUCAGUCUAAAGGAGAACUGGCUGCAACACAGAGGAACCAUGAAUGACACAGAAGAAAUUUUCUGCCGUGUGUAUAUAACAGAGCACUCCUAUGUCAGUGUGAAAGCUCAAGUAUCCACUUCAGCUCAGGAGAUACUGAAGAUUGUAGCGGAAAAGAUCCAGUACCCAGAGGAGGAGUUGGCGCUCGUGACAGUCACGUUCUCUGGUGAAAAACAUGAACUACAACCAAAUGACUUGGCUAUCUCAAAAUCUUUUGAGUCAUCCAGUCGUAUGUUUGUCUACCGAAAAGAUCUGACUGAUUCUUUGAACCCAUUUGCUGAAAAUGAGGAAUUGCAGCAAAGGUCUGUGAGAAUUUUGGGAAUCAACACCUGGGAUCUUGCUUUGGAACUAACAAACUUUGACUGGAGCCUCUUCAAUGCAAUUCAUGAGCAAGAGCUGAUAUACUUCACGUUCAGCAGACAGGGCAGUGCUGAAAACACCGAGAAUCUCAGUCUUCUGCUUCAAAGGUGCAAUGAGGUCCAGCUUUGGGUUGCCACUGAGAUACUCCUCUGCAGCCAGCUCUGCAAACGUGUACAGCUAGUCAAAAAGUUUAUCAAGAUUGCUGCCCACUGUAAGGCCCAAAGAAAUCUGAAUUCAUUCUUUGCUAUUGUUAUGGGUCUCAACACUGCAUCUGUCAGCCGGCUGUCUCAGACCUGGGAGAAAAUUCCUGGGAAGUUCAAGAAACUUUUCACUGAACUUGAAAGUUUGACGGACCCUUCUCUGAAUCACAAAGCUUACAGAGAUGCAUUCAAGAAAAUGAAAUCUCCAAAAAUCCCCUUCAUGCCCUUACUUCUGAAAGAUGUAACAUUCAUCCACGAAGGAAAUAAAACCUUUCUGGAUAACCUUGUUAAUUUUGAAAAGCUGCACAUGAUUGCAGAUACCGUUCGGUCGUUAAGACAUUGCAGAAAUAACCAGUUUGGCAAUGAAGUUCCUUCAAAAGAGCAUCAUGAGCUGAAGCCAUAUGUCCAUCACCUGCACGUCAUUGACAACCAGCAAGCUCUGUUUGAGCUUUCUCACAGGAUAGAGCCGCGAGUACCAAAACUGUUCAGAUGAGGAUACUACCUGCGGUGGACUCCUUCAUGCAGUGUAAGGACACAAACCAGACACAAUUUGCUGCUUGUGUUACUGCAGUUCUUCCUCUGGUUGCAGCACUCCCCGAAUCCCCACCCUAGACGCAUUACCUGGGUGCUUUGCUGGUUUUUGAGCUCCCCCUUGUGAAAUCUUUUUUACUGUGGCAUUAUUUUUAGGAGCCUGCGUGUAGACCAGCCUGCCUGCUUUAGCUCAUGUGGUGCAACGCUCUAGGCCACAAGUUGUUCUCUUGAGAUCUGUGGGAGAGGGAGCAUGAGAAGGUGAGAAAGCGGGCCUGUUUCUCAGUUUACUGCGUUUGGCUCUGUGAUAGUUUUGGUACUUACUGCUGAUGAAGCAGCAGCGGUGCCAGAGGAGAAUAAAAGACAAGGAAAUGAAAAAAGGGAAGAAAAAAAAGAAAAAAGAAGUAGAAAGAUGACUCUAUGCUCAAGCUUUGAUUUGAAAGGGUGCCAAAGCCACCUUGAAGGCUCCUCACUCUGCCAAUUCAGACUGGUUGAAGUAAAUUGAUGGGUUAAUUUUGUGUGUUCGAGCCAGCUGAGGUAUUGGCUAUCUGCACCACUGUAACUUCAUACUAAAUCAGGUGUUGUGUACCCCUUGCAGCUAGCAUAAACUCAGUUUAAAGGUGUAUAGCCACCAUUAACCUCGUUACCUGUGUUAUGGCUAAUUAGACUACUGUUUAAAACUUUGCAAACUAGUUUUCGUGGUGGCCUGUAUAAUUAGGAUCCGAGGAUAAUUAGAUCUGAGAGGCCAACCUGGAUGCAUCAAUUUCACAUUGAAAAUACGAGUAUUAUUACUUAGCAUAAAGGAAAGGCAAAUAGUCCAAAUCUGUAGUUAAUCUGUCUAAUAAAAAAAGGCCCUUCAGAGUCUAUGUUCAACAGCUGAAGCAUCGCAGAGCUGGGCUGCAGACUGGCAAGCAGUUUGAAGGUAUGGUGGUUGGGAGGAGAACUAGAAGUAAACCCUGCGAAAGGGAGGGGGGACAGUACACAACCUCUGAUGGGGUCCAGCACUGGUGAUACUGUGUUAUUUUUAGAUCCUUCAAUAGCGCAAUUAUGUUAACAUAGGAUAAAAUCCAUGAAUCUUAUAAGUUCAGUUUAUCGCAAUCACACCUGGGGUUAAAUACUCUGCAUAUUUUCUUUAGUAGCUAGGUGGAGUAAUUAGGCAAAACAAAGGAAAAAGCUGGGUCACUGUAUCUCUUUGAUGUGGGAUUUUGCUGCACCAAAUUUCAAUGCUUCUAUGAUACAUCUUUUUGAUUCCAGCCCCGUCUCAGAAAUAAAUUGCAGUUGCAUGACAGUGGCAAAAAAAAAAAAAAAGUGUUAUGAGAAAUAAUAAGAUACAUGCUGCUGUAAAAUUACAAAGAGAGAUGUAAAUACUAAACAUUUUAGCAGAGUAAUAUUUAUUUGCAUAGCCUAUUUAUUGUCAUCUUAUUACACUGUUAAGAAAUACUGGGAUGAAGUCAAUGAGCUGAGGUGAGAACACCUGCCUGUUCAUUCUCUCUGAGUGCCAUAAUGCUGUCAGCUUGCAUUAAAAGUAAUAAAACUGAAAAGCCCAAAUCAAGGUAUUUACCUAACUUCUCAGGGACGACAGCUAGUAGUUAUCCACCGUUAUGAGACCUGGUAUGUAUGAAAUAAUCUGAUUUACCAGAAUCAAUGUUGCUAAUGUUUUCCUUUUCAUAUUCCAUGCUUGUCUGCCUCUGUACAUAUUAUUGUGUUGUGUAUUUAUGAGAGAUAGUAAGCAAUAAUUUAUAUGUCAAAAUGGCCAAGCAAUACAAGGUUAAAACUUGUAGAAGCAACUGUUACAUUUAUCUUGCAUUUUCCAGUGUUUUUUAAUAUUGCUUUUCAAAAUAUAAAAACUACC
Molecule: messenger RNA, 4602 nt
Organism: Grus americana (Whooping crane)
Lineage: Eukaryota; Metazoa; Chordata; Aves; Gruiformes; Gruidae
Gene: RAPGEF5
Product: Rap guanine nucleotide exchange factor 5
Exons: 27
Coding region: 100-2715 (871 amino acids)
Biological process (GO): Ras protein signal transduction; positive regulation of GTPase activity
Cellular component (GO): plasma membrane
Molecular function (GO): guanyl-nucleotide exchange factor activity
Source: RefSeq, a predicted model, not a curated record